UCCACCCUGACCACGCCCCCAGCCCCUCACUGGGGGAUUCUAGGCAGGGCCUACGCCCUGACCAUGCCUACCUUGUAUCAUUGUAGGGUUUAUGGUAGACUGGGAUGCUCAGCUUCUGUUAGUCCUUCAGCAGUGCAGGCUUGAGAUUUGCUGUUGUUGCAGCACAAGUGAUAAGCAGUGGGACCGACUUGUUACUCCAGCACUCUUGAGUGAGCUACAUGCCCAGUCCUCUUUUUACUGUUGUAGCUGAGGCUGGCCUCAAACUCCUGAUCCUCCCACCUCCACCUCUGGAGUGUUAGGAUCAUAGGUAUGUACCACUGACAGGCAUGGCGCUCUUUGUAUUUUGAGAAGGUCUUGCUGUGUAGUCCAGGCUAGCUGGGAACUCAGUUUCCCAAAUGCUAGGAUAGUAGUCAUGUCCCCUGCUUAGAGCCCAGGUCAUUUGUCUGCAGUUCUUGGCUCAGGCACUUCCUGUCAUGGCCACAUCCAAACAUAUUCGUGGUGUUGGCACCUGGAUGCUGUUUUCCAUUUCCAAGUGACAUUCCUGGGGUCCCCCUUAUCUCCUGACAGACCCAGCGAUAUAUUUUAUCCAGGCCAGCGGGGCGUAGCUCAGGCAGAGUGCUUUACAUUCUUAGGUGGUGACAUGGCUGAUUGGUCCUUGGCCUCAGCUGCUACCUUGAAAGCUGGGUCCUGAGCAGCCUGGGUGCAGGGAGGGCUUCCUCUCACUGGCAGCUGGACACCAGUGGAAAAGCCACUCCCACACCUACUGCCCCUGGCUGGUGAUGGGGAAUGGCUGAGAAAAGGGGCUAAUCCCUAGGAAUGUCCCUGCUCACCCAGCCUCCCUGUCCCACCUUCUGCUGGCCUUUUGGACCUGGGUCUAAGGCACCAUCCAGCACCCCAGGGCAGGCAGGUGUGCACAGCCUUGUAGUCAGCGGCAGAGCCUCAUGUUCGAGGACCUGUUUCAGACUGAAUCCUGCAGGAAGGAGACAACUGCUUCCAGUGCUGAGAGCCAUUGUUUCUUUUCCUCCUGCCUCAACCUCCCCAGUGCUGAGAUGACAGGCAUGUACCAUCAUGUCAUUUUAUUCUGUGCUUUGUGUGGAACCCAGGGUUCCGAGCAUGCUCAGCAAGCAGUCUACAAACUCAGCUCUAGCUCCGUGUGAGUGAGUGUGUGUGUGGAAUCAGUUCUCCGUGUGGCUUCUGUAACUCACUCAGGUCAGGUGGUGUGGCAAGGGCUUUACUCUGCCAAGCUCUCAUCACCACUUUUGAGAUGGUCUCACUCUACUAGCUUAUGCUGGCCAAAUCCUGCAGCAACCCUGCCUCUGCCUCCUGAGCACCAAGAUGGCCGGGAGUGAGCAGCAUGCACUGCCAUACCCAACAUCAGUUUUAUCCCUUUGUCUCCAAAGUCCCUGGUUUGUUGUUGACCCUGGGUCUCAUGGGUUCAGAGGUUGGCAGAACCUGUUCCUUCUGGAAUGAUGGGACCUAGCAAGUUCCAUCCUCCCUUGGGCUCUGAUGCACCAAAACCCACACUGACCGACCAUAGCUGUGGCUUUUCAGACUGGCCUUCCAAGAACGGGAGUCCUGGCCCUUGGGUAUCACCUAGACUCCCUUUUCCUGUUUUGAUGCUGGCUCAGCCAGGCCCGGAGACAGGGUACGAUGUCUUAAUCCUGGCUAAAGCCGAGAUGGACAGAUGCCCACUGACUCUUCCAUCUUUCAUGCACCCUUCCCAGUCCCUGUUGGCUCCACAUGGCCCACACUCCAGUACAAGACCUACAGGAGGCCUCCCAGUCUCCCUGCACUUCCCACCAAAAGCAGGUGGGGUGGGGACACAGAUUGUUGGCCGGCUCUGGACUUGCUUCUGGCUAAUGGUAGGACACUCAUAAAUCAGGGGAAUCGGAAAUGGGUCUAUGGAAUGUCUGGGUGGGUGAGCCAUCAAUUCUUAGGGGUGAGGAUGUGGGGACAAGGUGGGUGGGACCCCAGUGGCUUCCUUGAGCCAUGGUGCUGGCAGUGAGUUUAAUUCCCAGGGCAGGCAGAGAAUAAAUUGAGGGCCCAGGGUCUCAGCAUCCUGGGACCUCCCUGUCACCAUGGCUGCGGGAAGACUAACGCUCAGGUUUCUGCUGCUCCUGUUCUUACACCUGGGCCUCGGCUGGGGCCCUGGGCCUCAAGGGGCUCCAGUGGCAGAAGAUGAGAUCUCAUCUGAGGAGAUGGCAGAGACUGGAGAGACCUGGAAGCCCCAUCUGGGUAACAACCACGUCCGCCUUCCAAGAGCCCUGGCUGGUCCGUGCCAGCUGUGGAGCUUGACCCUGCCGGUGGCUGAGCUGGGUCUGGGCUACGCCUCAGAGGAGAAGGUCAUCUUCCGAUACUGUGCUGGCAGCUGUCCCCGAGAGGCCCGUACCCAGCACAGCCUGGUGCUGGCCCGGCUGCGAGGGCAGGGUCGAGCCCACGGUCAACCCUGCUGCCAGCCCACCAGCUAUGCUGAUGUGACCUUCCUGGACCAUCGUCACCGCUGGCAGCAGCUGCCUCAGCUCUCAGCCGCUGCUUGUGGCUGUGGUGGCUAACUCUGUGUCUCAGAAUCACAGCCAUGAGACAGCCUGGGCUCUGAAUGGGUCAGAUGACAUUUAUUAGAAACUUGCAUAGUGAAGAUGAGAAGGGGACCUGGGAUUGGGUAUCAGCAAUUAAUGCAAUAAAAGAAAUGUUCUAAUGG
Messenger RNA from Onychomys torridus (southern grasshopper mouse), 2698 nucleotides. RefSeq names its product persephin (gene Pspn). Gene Ontology annotation, molecular function: growth factor activity; receptor tyrosine kinase binding; glial cell-derived neurotrophic factor receptor binding. The record is from RefSeq and is a predicted model, not a curated record. Lineage: Eukaryota; Metazoa; Chordata; Mammalia; Rodentia; Cricetidae. Bases 2079 to 2552 code for a protein of 157 amino acids. The transcript has 2 exons.